Messenger RNA from Danio aesculapii, 1653 nucleotides. RefSeq names its product RAB28, member RAS oncogene family (gene rab28). NCBI's taxonomy places the organism in Eukaryota, Metazoa, Chordata, Actinopteri, Cypriniformes, Danionidae. Gene Ontology annotation, molecular function: GTPase activity; GTP binding. The record is from RefSeq and is a predicted model, not a curated record. Bases 319 to 981 code for a protein of 220 amino acids. The transcript has 7 exons. Gene Ontology annotation, cellular component: endosome; Golgi apparatus.
UGUAAACCGCGCAGCUCCCGCCUCAGUCACCACACCGGUUACCAGUCGAUUUCACCAGUUAUACGUGAGAGCGUUGAGAUCAGACAGACCGGUGCUGUGCUCGAGUGGUGAAGCGGUUUCCCGCGCGCGGGUGAUGCUGUGUGUUGGUUUGCGCCGAGGGAAGAUGGCGGCGGCAGGAUCUGAUCAGAUUAUCCGCUCCUGGUAAACCUCUGUCUCCUCUCUCAGACUGCUGGUUAACCGAGAGAUCCACAGUCUGAGCCCGGGUGUGUGUGUGAGAGUGUGAGUGUGUGUGUGGGUGUCGCGCUGCCGAGCUGAAGCAUGUCGGACUCCGAGGAGGAGAUCCAGGAGCGGCAGCUGAAGAUAGUGCUGCUGGGAGACGGAGCGUCGGGGAAGACGUCUCUCGCCAUCCGCUUCGCACAAGAGGCUUUUGGGAAACAGUAUAAACAGACGAUAGGGCUGGACUUCUUCCUCAAGAGAAUCACACUGCCAGGAAACCUGAAUGUGACGCUGCAGGUCUGGGACAUCGGUGGACAGACUAUUGGAGGGAAAAUGCUGGACAAAUACAUCUAUGGAGCACAGGGUGUUCUCCUGGUGUAUGACAUCACUAACUCUCAGAGUUUUGAGAAUCUUGAAGACUGGCUGAGCAUGGUGAGAAAAGCCAACGAGGAGUCAGACGUGCAGCCGGCCAUAUCACUGAUCGGGAACAAGAUUGAUCUGGAGCACAUGCGGACAGUGAAGAUGGAGAAGCAUCAGCGGUUCUGUCAGGAAAAUGGACUCAUCAGUCAGUUUGUGUCUGCGAAGACGGGAGAUUCUGUGUUUCUGUGUUUUCAGAGGCUGGCGGCUGAGAUUUUGGGCAUCAAGCUGAAUAAAGCAGAGAUGGAGCAGUCACAGGUGGUCAAAGCAGAUAUUGUCAACUACAGUCAGGAGUCUGUGGCUCGAGCCGUCAACACUCCGCGCAGCUCCAUGUGUGUCAUCCAGUGAACGUCCAUCUGAGAUCUACAAGUGUGUGUGUGCCUGCAGACUCUGAACACACACACACACACAUAUAUAUAUACACACACACACACAGAAGAGAUACAAACAGACUCUCUCUCGCUCUCUCUCUCUCUCUCACACACACACACACGGUGGACACUGCUGAACUGGCUCUGUGCUCUCCUCGCUCUUGUCGUUUGUCAGUUGGCGUGUGUGUGUGUGUGUGUGUGUGUGUGUGUGUGUGUGUUCCUGAUGAAGCUUUAACAUGUGACAGGUUUACAUUUCACCCUUUACCUGUGAGCGGAGAUGACGGAUGAGGACCACACCGAGACCACUGACUGCUGCAGGAGGAACACACUCACUCACGACCACACCAGUGUGUGUGUGUGAGAGAGAGUGUGUUUGUUUGUUUGAGUUAGUGAAUGUGUGUGAGAGAGUGUGUGUGUGUGUGUGUGUGUGUGUGUGCGUGCGUGCGUGCGUAUGUGUGUGUGUGCUCAUGCUGAUCAUCUACUCUCAGCACUUCUUCACAGUGAGUCCUCUGAUUUAUCCCACACAGUAUUUCUCCAUGGAGAGUGAAUAUCUCAGAUGAGCAAACAUUCUCCUAACAUUCUCCUGUGCUUCAGAAUUGGUUGUUUUUGUUAAAGGCCCCUUAAAAUGAAAAUAAAGACGAACACUACA